GCUGUCUCCAUGACACCGAUUCCAAACCCUCAUUCCCACUCCUACAGUCAGGCAACCCUAGAGGAAGACAAGCAGGAGAAGAACCAGGAUGCCCUUGAAAAGCUGGACCGUGGGAGUGGAAAGCUGGACCGUGGGAGUGGAAAGCUGGAGGGUGAGAAGAGCGACUCAGAGGCCAGCGACCAGGAGGAGCACGAAGAAGCCGAGCACACAAACAAAUGCUCCCAGGAGGCCAAGGAACAGGAGUUGGAGUCCAUAAAGCCGGAAGACCUUCUGGAAAAAGAGAAACCAUCUAUGUUUGUGGAGAUUGAUCUGGGAGACCAUGCUGAAGAGGUGGUCACAUGUGCCACGAGAGAAGAGAAGUGGUCCCAAAUGGACAUGGGGGAUUUGUCAGAAGAUGAGACCAAGACCAGCUGGGUGUGCUGCAUUCCAUACUCCACCAGAAAGAAGGUGAAGGAGAGCGUGUAGCGGCCCUGGAGAAGGUUGGCCAGGAGAUGCAGAGGGACGCAGACAAGCAGCCCUGAAAACCCCACAGGAACCUGUUUGAAGGGCACCAAUGACGCGCGUGUGAAUCACUGACCCACUGGGUGAGCCAUGAU
Molecule: messenger RNA, 596 nt
Organism: Myotis brandtii (Brandt's bat)
Lineage: Eukaryota; Metazoa; Chordata; Mammalia; Chiroptera; Vespertilionidae
Gene: CUNH13orf46
Exons: 6
Coding region: 10-465 (151 amino acids)
Source: RefSeq, a predicted model, not a curated record